Molecule: messenger RNA, 1722 nt
Organism: Anopheles marshallii
Lineage: Eukaryota; Metazoa; Arthropoda; Insecta; Diptera; Culicidae
Gene: RSG7
Product: regulator of G-protein signaling 7
Exons: 5
Coding region: 1-1722 (573 amino acids)
Biological process (GO): regulation of G protein-coupled receptor signaling pathway; intracellular signal transduction; G protein-coupled receptor signaling pathway
Source: RefSeq, a predicted model, not a curated record
AUGGUAACAAUGACCACGGAAGUUGAUAAAGACAAGGCAGUGUCAGUAGUGAUAAGUGCACCGAAAAAGAUGAACGUUAACGGCAACGAAAAGGACAAAGAGCGUGACCGGGAGAAGGAAAAGGACCGGGAAAUGGUGACGGGCCAUGAAGGUGGUGGUAGUGCCGAGGAGGGUGAGGGCACAGUUAUUAUCGUGCCGGUGUUACAACAGGGUGGCACAACGGGAAAUAGUAUCGGUGUGCCGCCACCAGGCAGUACAGGCAGCAGUAGUACGGCAGCAACAACAACAACGACGGUAGCGGUGACCUCCUGUACGGGUGCGCUCGCUGCUGGUACGAGUGGAUCGUCCGGUAAACCGAGCAGCCAACCCUCCCAUGCCCAGGCAACCCAGGCGGCACUGAAUCAGGACGCGCCGAACAUUUUAGUAUAUAAAAAGAUGGAAGCGAUCGUCGAGCGGAUGCAGGGUGAGGAGGGUGGCGUCUCGGUGCGCACCAUCAAAGCCUUCAUGAGCAAAGUACCGUCCGUAUUCACUGGUGCCGAUCUGAUAGCGUGGAUUAUGAAGAAUCUCAGCAUAGACGACGUGAACGAGGCGCUGCAUCUGGCCCAUCUGCUCGCGUCCCACGGUUACCUGUUCCCGAUCGAUGACCAUCAGCUGACGGUGAAGAACGACGGUACGUUCUACCGCUUCCAGACACCGUACUUCUGGCCCUCGAAUUGCUGGGAACCGGAAAACACCGACUACGCCGUGUACCUGUGCAAGCGCACGAUGCAGAACAAGACGCGCCUUGAGCUGGCGGACUAUGAGGCGGAAAAUUUGGCCAAGCUGCAGAAGAUGUUUUCGCGCAAAUGGGAGUUUAUCUUUAUGCAGGCAGAAGCACAGAGCAAGGUGGACAAAAAGCGGGACAAGCUGGAGCGUAAGGUGCUGGAUUCGCAGGAGCGUGCAUUUUGGGACGUACAUCGGCCGAUGCCGGGUUGCGUCAAUACGACCGAGGUCGAUAUCAAGAAGGCGUACCGGCGCGGUGCGUCCAGCCUUGGGUCGGGUUCGUCGGGGACGGCCGGCAACAGUAAUCCGGUGGAGCAGCUGACGCGCCAGAUAAAGCUGCUAAAGUUGAAGCUCGAACGACGCACGAUCAAAAUCUCCAAAGUGGCCGAAUCUUACACUUCGUAUUUUGAGCAAUACAAUGAGUACGAUUGCUUUCUAAACCCGCCCGAUCAACCGAACCCUUGGAUCACGGACAAUACCGAGAUGUGGGACGCCGAUCGAACUGCCAAAGACGUAUCGCUGAAGCGUGUAAAGCGAUGGGGCUUUAGCUUGCGCGAACUUUUGAACGAUCCCGUCGGUCGGGAACAGUUUUCAAAAUUCCUGGAUAAAGAAUUUAGUGGUGAAAAUCUCAAGUUCUGGGAAUCGGUACAGAGCAUGAAGGCACAACCACAGUCCAAGGUGAAGGAUGCGGCCCAUGCCAUUUAUCUGGAGUUCCUUGCUCCGGACGCACCCUGCCCGGUGAAUGUGGACUCGAAAUCGAUGGAAUUGGCACGGGAAGCAGUUAGCAGCUCGGCACCACCGAAUCGCUGGUGUUUCGAUGUGGCAGCCGCCCACGUUUACCAUCUGAUGAAGAGUGACUCCUACUCACGCUACCUGCGCUCCGACAUGUACAAGGAGUAUCUGAACGGAUCGAAAAAGAAGAUCAAAUCCAUACCAAAUCUGUUCGGUGUGAAGCGCUAA